ACAGUACCUGUUUAAUUUCAUGAAGUCACGGAAUGAAAUAACUUUUAAGAGAUCUACGGAAUGAACUUAGAUUUUCAAUAGGGUAUUUCUAAUAAUUAUCGGUUAUGGAGGACGUCAUGAUAACUGUGGUAUUCCAGGUAUGUAUGUAUGUACAUUGCAUUAAAAGUUGUGUUUAUUCGAUUUUCGACUAUCCAAGAUGCUGUAUAUCAUCUUACAACUUCUGCAUGUAACCAGGCUAUGUUUAGGAAGCCAAGGCUAUAUUACACUUUUGAAUGUUAAACCCAUCGAAGCAGAAAGUAACUUUGGAUUUCAAUGCUUUACACCUCUGAUGGUUCCUGGAGAAGACGUGUUGAGUUAUGGUAGAUCGUACAAAAUUGACAGUACUGACAGCCUUGUAGAUACACCUUGGCCUGUUACAGCCACGCAAACUAGAUAUAUUACAACAAAUCCACCUGUAGCUGAUAGUGGGAAUGUCGGAGUGUACUACUGCAAGUUUGUUAAUGAUGGCGUGACUACCAUCGCUCAAACAACAAAAAUAGACAGUAACGCUGUCUUGGAAUUCUCAUUAUUUUGCCUAAGAACCACAGCUCACAUGUCUCUAAACGCUUUCUCAAGUCAGAUGUUAUCGACCAAGCCUCACUUCCGUACAUUGACACAGGAUAAACGUAACAGUUCAGGACAUGUAGCCUGUCCGCUAUGCUUAAUAUGCCAUUUCUUAAGUAAGAUGUUAUCCAGUUUUGAGAAUGCAGAUUUUGCAAGUAUGAUUCUUAUUUUGAUUUCUUUCACGUAUCUGGCAUUCUCUGUGCAAGUGGAAAGAAGAAACUUUGAUUGGUUGGUUUAUCACUUUCAAUGUACACCUUGGGCUUUCCUUCUUUGAAAUAACCACACAUUCAGUCUUCUUACAAUUUAUAGAAUCCCUUCCUCUCACUCUCUCUGACCACCAAGUCCUUUGAAGAUCCUCCGCCGACUCCGCUAAUAGAACUGUAUCAUCUGCGUGUACCUAAUGUUUGUGAUAUUGUGUCAACCCACCUUUACUCUUUCUAUAUUUUCCAUUUUUCUGAGUACCGUACUCGCGCAAAUAAGUGCCCCUCUUGAAAAAGUGCCCCUCUUGAAUUAGCAGCCCGUUUGAAUAAGCGACCCCUCAAAAAGAGCCAGAAAUAUUUUAAACGCCCUGGCGCUUACUUGCGCGAGUGCAGUAUUCACUGUAAUAGUUGAAGAGAUCUGGAGACAACACACAUCCUUGUCUGACUCCUCUUUCAAUAUUUGUGUAUAGUACUCACUACUCACUCCUUCCACCCUCAUGCUUCCAAUACAAGCUCUGUAGCACUCGUAGA
Molecule: messenger RNA, 1334 nt
Organism: Anneissia japonica
Lineage: Eukaryota; Metazoa; Echinodermata; Crinoidea; Comatulida; Comatulidae
Exons: 4
Coding region: 197-877 (226 amino acids)
Source: RefSeq, a predicted model, not a curated record